AGUACCGCCGCCCUGCGGGGAGCACUUUCCUGCGCUCGCCCGGCCAUGGCGGAGCUCCUGCGGGCGCCCUCCGCGCCCUCCCUGGCCGGGCUGGAAGAGGAGCUCACCUGCUCCAUCUGCCUGUGCCUCUUCGACAGCCCAGUCACCACGCCCUGCGGCCACAACUUCUGCGGCCCCUGCCUGGACGUCACCUGGAGCGGCCUCCUGCAGGGCUUCAGCUGCCCGCAGUGCCGGGCCAGCUUCCCGCGCCGGCCCGAGCUGCAGAAGAACACGGUGCUGUGCCGGGUGGUGGAGCAGUUCCAGAGCAGCCAGCCCGCCGCCCCGGCCGAGGAGAAGCGAGGCGGGGACGGGGACGGGAGCCGCCCCGAGGUGGCCUGCGACAGCUGCCUGGAGGCGGCGGCGGCGGCCAGGACCUGCCUCACCUGCAUGGCCUCCUUCUGCGCGGAGCACCUGCGGCCGCACCAGGAGAGCCCGGCCUUCCGCGACCACCAGCUGUGCGCGCCGCUGCGCGACCUGCCGCGGAGGAAGUGCCCGGAGCACAACAAGCUGCUGGAGUUCUACUGCCGGGAGCACGCCGGCUGCAUCUGCUGCGUCUGCCUGGUCAGCCACAAGGCCUGCGCCACCGGCCCGGUGCCCGCGGCCAAGGCGGAGAAGGAGUCACAGCUGAAGAACAGACUGACAGAGCUGUAUAAUCAGAGCGAAAAAGCUUCUCUGGCACUGGAUGAAGUGAGGGUGCUGCAAAGACAAGCCAGUGAGACAGCUGCCCGAAAGAUGGAUUUGCUCAGAAGUGAGUUCUUGGAAAUUAAAGCUUUAAUAGAAGAAGAAGAAAACCAGGCAAUGAAGAAGGUUGAAGAAGAGGAAAAGCGAGUCUGUGAUAAGUUUGAUUAUGUCCAUAACGUCCUGGGAAAGAAGAAAAAUGAAAUUCAGGUCAUCAGGGACCAGAUUGAAAUGGCACUGACUGAAGAUGAUGAUAUUGCAUUUUUAAAGAAAGCAGCGAAAUUGCGACACACUUCAACCAAAGAUGUUUUCAUCCCCAGAAUUGAUCUGGACCAAAACUUGAUACACACCAUUUAUCAAGGUGCCUUUUCCCUUAAAGAAGUAGUGAAACGAACGGUGAAUCAACCUCAGGAGAAGAAAAUGGAAGCAGGUGGACAGUCCAGACCAAGUGUGGAGGAGAAGGCAACUCCACAGUGGAAACCUAAGGCUUUUCAAAUAAACCCUUCAAAUAAACUCUCAGCAUCUGGAAGAAAAGCUGUUGGAUCACAGGCUCCAAAAAUAGGUAAAGCCCCUCAGAAGCCUCAGCCGGAGUUGAGUGAGGAUGCAGACACCAAGGAUAAAAGAAAACCUGCCAAAUCUGCACCAAACACUGCGAAUCCAUGUGCAACGUCUCUUGAAAGCUUUUUAACGAAAUCGAGAGAGGAGCUCCUGGAGUAUGCUGCUAAAAUCACGCUGGAUUUCAACACCGCCCAUAACAAAGUGCUGUUAUCAGACAGAAACACCAGGAUGUCGGUCUCUGAAAUACCCCAGAAGUACAGCCACCACCCUCAGCGCUUCACCUACUGUUCCCAAGUGCUGGGCUUCCAGUGCUUCAAGAGGGGCAUCCACUACUGGGAAGUGGAACUGCAACGGAACAACUUCUGCGGCAUCGGCAUCUGCUACGGGAGCAUGGACAGGCAAGGGGCGGACAGCCGCCUGGGGAGGAACAGCAGCUCCUGGUGCAUUGAGUGGUUUAAUUCCAAGAUUUCAGCCUGGCAUAAUGAUCUCGAAAAAUGUCUGCCUAACACCAAAGCCACCAAGAUUGGUGUGCUGCUCAAUUAUGAGGGAGGAUUCGUUAUUUUCCUGGGUGUUGGCGAGAAACAUAACUUGAUCUACAAAUUUAAAGCGCAGUUCACUGAAGCACUGUAUCCUGCUUUCUGGGUGUUUUCCAGUGGCACUAUGCUUUCGCUCUGCCAGCUGAAAUAAUAGGCUGUCACACCUGACUCUGUUUGCUCAGGGUAUUUACAUCUGCUCGAUCCCUCUCUCUCUUUUUCCGGGAUUCACUAUUGUAGUUCUAGCUUGCUCAUUUAAUUCAAAGCACAUAUGUUCUUGCUUUAGCUUGCUGGAUGGCUUUUUCUAGUGGCUGUCUGCUUAUCCAAAACCACUAGACUGCAGUCCUGCAAGUACUGGAAAGUUACAGGUUAGAAAAGCAAGAUCUACAGACUGGAUUUAAUGCUCUAGUUUGACACAUGAAGAAAGGUGGCUUUUACUGCACAUGAAUGUAAAGGAGAGCGAGAACUUUUCUCCAUCUCUAAAAAGAUUUUACGUGUGAAUAUUUCCAGUUUUAUAACUUAAAAAAAUAAGGUCACAGAGGGCAGAACACAAAUUCUAUUUUUAAAUCUACUAAACUAUAAUAAAUAAUUUAAGGCACCUGUUUUUUAUAGCAAUAUUAAAGAAGAAAUCCCAAAUACGUCAGGAGGCAACAGCUCCACUCUUCCUCUUUCUACAGAGGGAGACAAAGAUUUUUUGCUACACAAUGCAUCAAAUGAAUCUUGGGUCAAGUUGCACCAAUAUGUUUCUGUUUGGGCAGGAGGUUUAACUGGCUGUCACAUGCAGUGUAGGGGUUGGUGCGUCCCAUUCUUCCCAUCUGAAUUCCUAAAUCCAUAGGUGGAGCACUGAUGACCAUGAAAACUCUCUGAGGUUUUCCCUGUAAUCACUAGAUAGCAAAAAUAGUUCAAGCAAAAGUCUUUAAAAGAACCCGGUUUCUUCUUUUACAAGAGAAAUGAUGACCAUACGACAAGAUCUAAUGAUUUUCAUGGCUUAAAAAAGGGUCAGAAUCCACUUACCACCGACGUCAGUGGGAGUUUGAUUCUGUCCCGAAUGUAGGAAUUUUUUUUUCUGAAAGCCCAGAAUUGUCUCCCUCUCUUGCUCGAUCCCAUCACUAGUUCUAGAGGUUGAUUUUUUUUUUUUUUUGCUGUCUGAUUUCCUGUUGCUCAGGCAGUGGUCUAUAGGCAAGAGACCAGCCUUGCACAGGUAUCGGAGGCCUUUAGAAAUGGUUAAACCUGUGGAAGAUGCUUCCUACACAUGCUUUGUCUAACACCAUUGCUGAUGGGUGUGGGUUGAGUUAAAUAAAUACAAGUCUUUAGCACUGGAUGGUAAAAGCCAACAUGGGGUAGCGUAUUGGAAUAGAAGACCAGAAACUUCUAAAGGAGACGAGCAAGUGACAGUGAUUUACCCAAGAACCAUGUAUCGAAGCCAAGUGUCUUCAGAAAGAAGCCCUGCAGAAAUUCCUCUGUAGUAGCUAGGGUCCAGAAGUUACUGAUUUAUCAUUGGCGUAUCUGAAUUGUCUUGAAGAAAGCUUCGAUGGGAUGGAACAACACACAUUCUGAACAUUUGCAGGGUAUUAAAGAUCAGAAAGGUGAGCAGCGCCGAUCAAGGUGCUUUUCAAGCUCACCAGUUUAAAAAAAACAACAGCCCUGUUUGAAGUGAACAGAAUUUAAAAAAAAACACAUCUAGUUUCUUUGCUAUGCCUCUUGGAAUGAAGCAUCCAGUUUCACAUAAUGUAUCAGGGUGCUUUAGUUUUUUACACUAUGAAGCUCUGCAAUACCUCCUUACGUUUUGAGGAGUUGUGGGAAGAAGUGGAGAAAAACAGUACGUCUUGGGCUUGUCUAAUAGCAUUAAUGUUCUGGUCACUCACAGCAGGCUCAG
Molecule: messenger RNA, 3684 nt
Organism: Mauremys mutica (yellowpond turtle)
Lineage: Eukaryota; Metazoa; Chordata; Testudines; Geoemydidae
Gene: TRIM25
Product: tripartite motif containing 25
Exons: 10
Coding region: 46-1962 (638 amino acids)
Molecular function (GO): zinc ion binding; protein binding
Source: RefSeq, a predicted model, not a curated record